AUGUUUCUGUCGACGUUUUGGCGUGCAGGAACUCCGGCGGCGACGUCGUUUCGUUACACAGGAAGACCGGCUACGACGGCGUUUUGGUGCACAGGAGCUUCGGCUACGACGGCGUUUUGGUGCACAGGAGCUUCGGCUGCGACGUCUUUUCGUUGCGCAAGAAGUCCGGCUGCGACGUCGUUUCGUUACGCAGGAAGUCCGGCUACGACGGCGUUUUGGUGCACAGGAGCUUCGGCUCCGUCGGCGUUUCGGUGCGCAGGAUCUCGAUCUACUGCUGCGACGGCGGCGUCUGGACAUAGAGCAUGUCACCGAGGAGCUACAACGCCUCCUGGACCGGCAUCCGCUUCGACUCCUCUUGCGGCGACCGACCGAUCGGCUCCGCGAUCUACUGCCGCACGAACUGCGCCGACGCCGACGCCGACGCCGACCGCAACUGUCGCCAGGCACGUCUGCGCUUGA
Sipha flava (yellow sugarcane aphid) is the source of this 459-nucleotide messenger RNA. Its product is annotated as ice-structuring glycoprotein-like. Bases 1 to 459 code for a protein of 152 amino acids. The record is from RefSeq and is a predicted model, not a curated record. The transcript has a single exon. Lineage: Eukaryota; Metazoa; Arthropoda; Insecta; Hemiptera; Aphididae.